Messenger RNA from Pyrenophora tritici-repentis Pt-1C-BFP, 787 nucleotides. Its product is annotated as CFEM multi-domain protein. The record is from RefSeq and is a predicted model, not a curated record. NCBI's taxonomy places the organism in Eukaryota, Fungi, Ascomycota, Dothideomycetes, Pleosporales, Pleosporaceae.
AAGCACUUCAACUCACUUACAUUCAAUCCUUUUUGCCUUUGCCUCACCAGCACCGCCUCGUCCUAUUACUCCGAAUAAUCCAUUCGUUUCUAAACCAGCAAACAUGCGUUUCCAAGCUUCCGUCCUCGCCGUUGCGGCUUCCGUUGCCCUCGUUAGCGCCCAGAACACCCCCAACCUCAGCGCUGUUCCCUCAUGCGCUGUUCCUUGCUUCUCUGAGGCUCUUCCCUCAUCUGGCUGCUCGGUCACCGACAUCAAGUGCCAGUGCACCACCGGCCGCGAACCUCUUACUGCCGCGCUCAUGAAGUGCGUACCCACCAAGUGCUCGCCUCAAGAGCUUGCCAACCUCCAACCCGCUCUUGUUGGUCUCUGCGAGCAGGCCGGUGUCACUCUCUCCGGUAUCCCCACCGCCACUGCCUCUGGCUCUUCUCCCAUGGCCUCCGGUGCCAUGCCCUCCGGUAUGGCCUCCGGUAUGCCUUCUGGUUCCACCCCCAGCGGCACCGCUACCGGUGGCUCCCCUCCCCAGCAGACCCAGAACGCUGCCGCCGGCAUGGCCGUCGAGUUCGGUGCUAUUGCUAUGGGUAUUGCCGCUGUUUUCGGAUUGUAAAUUAUGGGGAUGAUAAUGUAGCUGGAGGAGAUAAUGGAAGAGUCUCGAGAGAGUCUCAUGUAGGAAUUUUCCGCUUCGUUGCUUGUACCAUUUUGUUCGGAAUAAACACCAUACCCAUUUUCUGAUGCAGCGUCGUUAUUAUACAUAGAUGAUAGUGAUGCUUGAAUACGCAGAGUCAACUUU